AUGAAGGCUCGAUUGGUUGUGUUUCCUAUUAAAGGGAGGACCUGGUGUUUUAGCAGUUCCAUUGAUUCCGCCACAGUAGCCUCUCAAUCUUCCAACGCUCCUUCCACAUUCAAAGACCUCUGGAAAACAAUUUUUUCUUCUCCACGCAAAACAAAUAACGCUUCUGAUGGCUUGAAAGUUGAACUUGUUGUGGAUUUUGCUGCGGACAAGAUGAAUAGAGCUUGGACUAAUCUGGAGAAGGCGCCUCAAGGGACUUUGAAGAACAAGAUUCAUUGGGUUGGAUUGAAGCUGUUGUCACGUGUGAAGCCAACAGAGAUUUUCUUCAAAUCCAUUCCAAAGGAGCUUAAAUGUGUAGAGAUCACAUAUCCAUCGAGUUUGAAUCCACGACUUGUCCGCAGAAGAUUACGGCAUAUAGCCUUCAGGUAA
Messenger RNA from Fraxinus pennsylvanica, 426 nucleotides. Lineage: Eukaryota; Viridiplantae; Streptophyta; Magnoliopsida; Lamiales; Oleaceae. The record is from the annotation of a GenBank genome assembly.